UCAGCUUCUCCCAGAGGAAUCAACAGUAGCCUUUCAUGAAGAACUGCCUUUUCCCACUUGCUGCUGGAGUUAACAGUGUUUCCUGCUGGCAAAAUAGGGGACAUGCCAGCACUAGCGGGAUGAGUGGGUACUCCAGCGGGGAUGUGGUCAUUGCCGGCCAGUGAGGGCGAGAGAGCCACAGCCCACUUCUUCCUUGGAGCUGGAGAUGAGGGGCUGGGCACCCGUGGAAUAGGCAUGAGGACAGAAGAGAGUGACAGCGAGCUCCUUGAAGACGAGGAGGAUGAAGUGCCUCCUGAGCCUCAAAUCAUUGUUGGCAUCUGUGCUAUGACCAAGAAAUCAAAGUCCAAGCCAAUGACCCAAAUCUUAGAGCGACUCUGCAGAUUUGAUUAUUUGACUGUUAUCAUCCUGGGAGAAGAUGUGAUCCUUAAUGAACCUGUGGAAAAUUGGCCAUCUUGUCACUGCCUUAUCUCUUUCCACUCUAAAGGCUUUCCUCUGGACAAAGCUGUUGCAUACUCCAAACUUCGAAACCCCUUUCUUAUCAAUGACCUGGCAAUGCAGUAUUACAUCCAGGAUAGGAGAGAGGUGUACCGGAUCCUUCAGGAAGAGGGUAUUGAUUUGCCUCGGUAUGCUGUGCUCAAUCGUGACCCUGCACGGCCUGAAGAGUGCAACUUGAUAGAAGGUGAAGACCAGGUAGAGGUCAAUGGAGCUGUCUUUCCCAAGCCUUUUGUGGAGAAGCCAGUGAGUGCAGAGGACCACAAUGUUUACAUCUACUACCCCAGCUCAGCUGGAGGAGGAAGCCAGCGCCUUUUCCGUAAGAUUGGAAGCCGAAGCAGCGUAUACUCUCCUGAGAGCAGCGUCCGAAAGACAGGGUCAUAUAUCUAUGAGGAGUUUAUGCCAACGGAUGGCACAGAUGUCAAGGUGUAUACAGUGGGGCCAGAUUAUGCUCAUGCUGAAGCCAGAAAGUCUCCUGCUUUGGAUGGGAAGGUCGAACGAGACAGUGAAGGGAAAGAGAUCCGCUAUCCAGUCAUGCUGACCGCCAUGGAAAAGCUAGUCGCCAGGAAAGUCUGCGUAGCUUUUAAGCAAACAGUUUGUGGAUUUGACCUUCUUCGUGCCAAUGGUCACUCCUUUGUGUGUGAUGUUAAUGGCUUCAGUUUUGUCAAGAACUCAAUGAAAUACUAUGAUGACUGUGCCAAGAUUUUGGGAAAUACCAUAAUGCGAGAGCUUGCCCCACAGUUCCAGAUCCCAUGGUCUAUCCCCACAGAAGCUGAGGACAUUCCCAUUGUCCCUACCACAUCUGGGACUAUGAUGGAACUUCGUUGUGUCAUUGCAAUUAUCCGCCAUGGGGAUCGUACUCCCAAACAGAAGAUGAAGAUGGAGGUUACACACCCAAGGUUUUUUAGUCUAUUUGAAAAACACGGUGGCUACAAGACAGGGAAGUUAAAAUUAAAGCGGCCUGAGCAGCUGCAGGAGGUGCUGGACAUCACAAGACUGCUUCUGGCUGAACUAGAGAAAGAACCAGGUGGUGAAAUCGAAGAGAAGACUGGAAAACUAGAACAGCUGAAAUCUGUGCUGGAGAUGUAUGGUCACUUCUCAGGCAUCAACCGGAAGGUGCAGUUGACUUACUACCCUCAUGGAGUAAAGGCUUCUAAUGAGGGGCAAGACCUGCAGGGGGAGGCUCUGACCCCUUCGCUAUUGCUGGUACUGAAGUGGGGUGGAGAGCUGACUCCUGCUGGCCGAGUUCAGGCUGAGGAGCUGGGAAGAGCUUUUCGCUGCAUGUACCCUGGAGGACAAGGUGACUAUGCUGGCUUUCCUGGUUGUGGGCUGCUUCGUCUUCAUAGCACUUUCCGCCAUGAUCUCAAGAUCUAUGCUUCUGACGAGGGUCGAGUACAGAUGACUGCUGCUGCCUUUGCCAAGGGUCUUCUGGCUCUGGAAGGGGAGCUGACACCCAUUUUGGUACAAAUGGUGAAGAGUGCCAACAUGAAUGGGCUUCUGGACAGCGAUAGUGAUUCCUUAAGUAGCUGCCAGCACCGGGUGAAAGCUCGACUGCACCAUAUUUUGCAGCAGGAUGCACCCUUUGGACCUGAGGAUUACGAUCAGUUGGCUCCCACUGGAAGCACUUCUCUUCUCAACUCCAUGGCUGUCAUUCAGAAUCCUGUGAAGGUCUGUGAUCAGGUAUUUGCCCUGAUUGAAAACCUCACUCACCAGAUCCGGGAACGGAUGCAGGACCCCAAGUCUGCAGACCUGCAGCUCUAUCACAGUGAGACACUUGAGCUAAUGCUACAGCGUUGGAGCAAGCUAGAGCGAGACUUUCGACAGAAGAGUGGGCGCUAUGAUAUCAGUAAGAUCCCUGAUAUCUAUGACUGUGUCAAGUACGAUGUGCAGCACAAUGGGAGUCUGGGACUUCAAGGCACAGCAGAGUUGCUUCGUCUCUCUAAGGCAUUGGCUGAUGUGGUCAUUCCCCAGGAGUACGGGAUCAGUCGGGAGGAGAAACUGGAAAUUGCUGUGGGCUUCUGUCUUCCACUGUUGCGGAAGAUACUACUUGACCUGCAGAGAACCCACGAGGAUGAGUCUGUCAACAAGCUGCAUCCCCUGUACUCCAGAGGAGUGCUCUCCCCAGGCCGCCAUGUUCGAACACGGCUCUAUUUCACCAGUGAAAGCCACGUCCACUCCCUACUCAGUGUCUUCCGUUAUGGUGGACUUCUUGACGAGACCCAGGAUGCACAGUGGCAGCGAGCACUAGCUUACCUUAGUGCCAUCUCAGAGCUCAACUAUAUGACUCAGAUUGUCAUCAUGCUUUAUGAGGACAACACACGGGAUCCUUUAUCAGAGGAACGGUUCCAUGUGGAGCUGCACUUCAGCCCUGGAGUGAAAGGUGUGGAGGAAGAAGGCAGUGCCCCAGCUGGCUAUGGAUUCCGUCCAGCCUCUUCCGAGAAUGAGGAGAUGAAAACAGACCAAGGCAGCAUGGAGAACCUGUGCCCAGGGAAGGCAUCAGAUGAGCCAGACCGGGCCCUGCAGACUUCACCCCAGCCUUCUGAGGGUCCUGGCCUCCCAAGGAGAUCACCCCUCAUCCGUAACCGAAAAGCUGGCUCCAUGGAGGUACUUUCUGAGACUUCAUCCUCAAGGCCUGGUGGCUACCGACUCUUUUCAUCUUCACGGCCACCGACAGAGAUGAAACAGAGUGGCCUAGGCUCACAAUGCACAGGGUUGUUUAGCACCACUGUGCUGGGCGGCUCGUCCAGUGCCCCGAAUCUUCAGGACUACGCCCGCAGCCAUGGCAAAAAGCUACCACCUGCCAGUCUGAAGCACCGAGAUGAGCUCUUGUUUGUCCCGGCCGUAAAAAGAUUUUCUGUGUCGUUUGCAAAGCAUCCGACUAACGGAUUUGAAGGGUGCUCCAUGGUGCCUACCAUCUACCCCCUGGAAACACUGCAUAAUGCCCUUUCCCUGCGUCAAGUGAGUGAGUUCUUAAGCAGAGUCUGCCAGCGUCACACUGAUGCUCCAGCACAGGCUUCUGCAGCCCUUUUUGAUACUAUGCACAGCAACCAGACAUCUGAUAGCGCAUUUUCCCCACCACGAACUCUUCAUUCACCUACCCUACAACUUCGGCAACGCUCUGAGAAGCCCCCUUGGUACAGCAGUGGUCCUUCCAGCACUGUGUCCAGUGCUGGUCCUUCCUCCCCUACUGCAGUGGAUGGUAACUGCCAUUUUGGCUUCAAUGAUCAUCACUCCUUAAGCUCACAUGUGACUGAAGACCGUCAAGGUCAUGGGCUUCUUCAGGAGACCCCUGGGAAUGGAGCCCAAGAGCUUGCCAUAGAAGGGGAGCAAGAACCUUUUAAACCAAACCAGUCUCCACAGGAACCAUCUGUGGAAACCAGCCAGCCAUGCCAGAGAGUUGCUGAGGAGAUCAGCCAGUUGUUCCAGGAAGUCCCUGACAUCAGCCAGCCAUGCCAGGACACCCCUGAAGAAAUCAGCCAUCCAUGCCAAGAGGUCUCUGACAUCAACCAGCCAUGCCAGGAUAACCAAGACCAUGUUAAUCAGACACAUCAGGAGGUUCCUCAGAUCAGCCAACCAUGCCAGAAGGCUAGCCAGCGGUGCCAGAGUGUCUCUGAGGAAGUUUUUCAGGUUUGCCAGAAGACCCCCGAGGAGGUCAGCCAGCCAUGCCAGGGAGUCCCUAGGGAGGUUGGCCAGCUGGUCCAUGGAUUUCCUAUGGGAGUCAGUGACUUAGAAACAGAAAUUCUGGUGGAAGUUGGUAAGCCUACCCAAGAGGUCUCUGAAGAACUCAGCCAGCCAUGCCAGGAGUUCUCUUUGGAGGUUGGCAGGCUGGCCCAAGAGGCUUCAGCAAUCAAUCUGUUGUCUCAGAACAUCCCUGAGGUUGAUAAUCCAUCCCAAGAGUUACCUGGAGAGGGUGAUCUGCAGGUCCAGGAGGUCUCUGAUAAGGUUAGUCAGCCUCCCUUAGUGGUCCCUGAGAUGACUUACCUGCUACCUGGAGAGGAUAUUCCUGAAGCCCAGGAUCCAUGUAAUGAUCCAAACCCUCAGAGCCACUCUCCACUCCAUGACCAGCACUCACCCUUUCCACCAGCAACAUGUGAUUGAUCAUUUUCUCAUUCAUGGUGUCACACUAUACCAGCCAUUUGAGUUAGCCCCUUUUUCUGCCAGCUAACUCACCUGCCAGCAUAAGGCGUUGGGCCUCAUUAGAGGUAUCCAAGGAAGCACUCCUCUUGGCAUGAAGCACACUUGUGCCCAAGCUGGGCUUGGGGAGGAGCCAAUUUCAUGUUCAAAGUAGCCAUUGACUCCUCACCUAGCUUUUAGACUUAAAUAAGAUUUCCUUCAAGGAGUGGGUUGGUCUAUAUCCGACCUCCUCAGCGCAUCCCAGGGAAUCCCAGAGUGUUAAAGGAAAUGCCACUUAAAUGCUGAAGACACCAUAUGAGCACAGCAAGUUCAAAACUGGACUCCAUAGUCUCCACUUUUCCUGGGGAAAUACAAUUUCUCAAACUACCCUUAGACCAUAUGUGCAUUCAGGGGGACUUUGUCUUUGCUAGCACUCCUCAAGUGGACCCAUGGUGGGUCUCUCUCUGCAAUGUUUAGGAAAAAAAGAGAGUCCCCUUUGCAAAUAAGCAUCAAUCAUGGCCAGUAAUUUUUAGACUGGGCUUGUGGGUAUUUUCAUAUCAUCCUUAAGUGUCCUCUCUGCCCCAGUCCUAUUCAUCUGGGCAACAGCUUCAGAGAAAAAGAGAUUGCUAUGAAAAUUCCAGAAUAACUACUUAAAAAUGCUUUGGCAGUUCUUGGCCAAUCUGUGAAGGUGGGUCUUCUUUUGUUGUGGGGCUGCUUGGUUUAGGAGAUGAGAUAGUAGAGAGAAUCACAUUCUAUUUUAAGCAAUCAGCAAACAUCAAUACUGUACAGACAUGAACAAAGAGCAAAUAUACAUAUAUAUGUAUAUAUUACAUACAUAUAAUAUAUAUGUAUAUACACAUAACCUAUACAUGCACAUAUACAUAUAUAUAUAUUUCUGUAGGAGGGUUAGGGACAGAUUUGGCCAAAGACCAAACACUCCAGGGUCCCCAAGAGGUUUACCCUAAUAUUGUGUUUGGGGGGCCAGGUGCGAUUAUGAAGCUUUUCCCAAAGAUAUGGGGGUGAACAAGAGGGGUAAUGUGGUCAUUGGAAUGGGAGGCCGGAACAUUAUGAGUGCUCAAUAAAUUUGAAAUAAUGAGAAUGGUAGUGAUGGUGAUAAUGUCCUUGAGAAUUCAAGAAUGAAGAUGACUGUAAGUCAGUCAUAUCUGUGUUGAAUUAAUCUGAACCACUCAAAGAGACUGUAGAUAAACAGAAAGGGGGCUAUAAAAACAAAGAGAUCAUGAGGUCCCUAUGGCAAUCAGCCCACCAUUGCAAGAAGUCUUAAAUGUUGCAGGGGAGAGAGGUUCUUUCUCUGUGGAGCACCAGAAGAGGUAUAUACCUUCCCACCAGAUUACUUGAAAUAACCCCUUACUUUUUCAUUUUUAUAUCUGUAGUGUUAGGAGUUGCUAUAAAAGGGCUAUGCUCUUUAUUUACCCCUUGACAUUAUUACAUUAAGAAAUCCCACAAGACUGGAAGGAUUCAAAUACAUCCCUUUCCACAUUGAUGCAUUCACAUUUACAGCCUGGCCUUUGUCAUGACCCUAAACUGGAAAAGGUUUCAUCGUGGGAAUGAGAGGUUUUUCAACCUCAUUAAGCCCCUCCGUUCCUUACCUCUUUGGUGGUCCAGUCCCCUUUUGAAGCUUUCUAAUGUUGGUUAUCAGGCCUUCACUUCUUGAUCCAUUGUAUAUAGAUCCCCUUUCCAGGAGUCUCCCUGCCUUUUCUCCCUUCUCAGACCAAAUCAAAUGUAUGUCCCCACCCUAUUCAGUAUACUCCAGUAUUCUUACCCGUUUUUAGAAGAUAUGCUGGUUCCCUAUCUCUUUCUCUCCCUUUGCCCACUCUAUCUCCUCUGGGUUUCCUGGGUCCUGGAAGUGCUUCCAGUUAUUGAAGGCACUGAGAUAAAUGACAAUGCUGGGAGAAGCAGAGGUAGAAGCCGGGGGCCCAGCAACUAAGCAAUGUGUGGAGUCAGAAAACGCCUAAACAGCACUACCGCAUCUGUAAUGAACUUCAUUUAUUGUUAGAGUUGGAGGCGGCUCUGUUACAGCAGCUGGGAACUAUAGCAGGGAAGUGUGGGGGGAGGAGCAGAGCACAGCAGCACCGGGAGGGUGGGAGCUAAGAACACAAGGCGGGCUCAUUUUGGUUUCCACAGUCAUUUGGCAGAGAAGCCAAGCCCUGAUGAGCAAGCGUCUGGAUUUCUCGGUCCAGCAGUAGUCUGGCAGGGCUGCUCAUAGACUUGCUUGGGGUGAGGUCCUCAUCUGGGGUAGUAUUUUCGGCCUGUUUUCUUCUCACUCAGUAGGACUCAAGCUUUAGCUCAACUUAGCCUCCCUCUUUCUCUCCUCCCUCUCCUUUCCCCAAG
Messenger RNA from Condylura cristata (star-nosed mole), 6954 nucleotides. RefSeq names its product diphosphoinositol pentakisphosphate kinase 1 (gene PPIP5K1). Bases 142 to 4590 code for a protein of 1482 amino acids. Gene Ontology annotation, cellular component: cytosol. The transcript has 31 exons. Gene Ontology annotation, molecular function: diphosphoinositol pentakisphosphate kinase activity; 5-diphosphoinositol pentakisphosphate 1-kinase activity; inositol hexakisphosphate kinase activity. Lineage: Eukaryota; Metazoa; Chordata; Mammalia; Eulipotyphla; Talpidae. The record is from RefSeq and is a predicted model, not a curated record. Gene Ontology annotation, biological process: inositol metabolic process; inositol phosphate biosynthetic process.